AUGUGCAGAGUUUACGAACCUCAAAGAGUGGCCGAGAAGAUUUGCACGAUGCAAGCCCGCACUUUUCAAAGAAAGAAGAGCGAUGAGCAUUUUGUCCCAAGUUAUUCAAUAACUUCAAUCAAGUUUGAGUUUGGGCACUCCAUUCUUUUGAAGGAAAGAGGUAGAGAUGAUACCAUCUCUCCAUAUAGAUCGGUUGUAGCAAAGGUCAGUUCAUCAAUCUAA
Cavenderia fasciculata is the source of this 222-nucleotide messenger RNA. RefSeq lists its product as uncharacterized. The coding region runs from base 1 to 222 and encodes 73 amino acids. Lineage: Eukaryota; Evosea; Eumycetozoa; Acytosteliales; Cavenderiaceae. The record is from RefSeq and is a predicted model, not a curated record. The transcript is spliced from 2 exons.